GAGGAGCUGUGGGCCCAGCCAGCCUUGGAGAUGCCGAAGAGACGGGACAUCCUCGCGAUUGUCCUCAUCGUGCUGCCUUGGACGCUGCUGGUCACCGUGUGGCACCAGAGCACCAUCGCGCCCCUGCUCGCCGCACACAAGGAUGACGGCAGCGACCCCCGGCGUGAGGCACCACCCGGCGCGGACCCCAGGGAGUACUGCAUGUCCGACCGCGACAUCGUGGAGGUGGUGCGCACCGAGUACGUGUACACGCGGCCCCCGCCCUGGUCCGACACGCUGCCCACCAUCCACGUGGUGACGCCCACCUACAGCCGCCCGGUACAGAAGGCUGAGCUGACGCGCUUGGCCAACACACUGCUGCACGUGCCCAACCUGCACUGGCUGGUGGUGGAGGACGCGCCGCGCCGCACGCCGCUGACCGCGCGCCUCCUGCGCGACACCGGCCUCAACUACACGCACCUGCACGUGGAGACGCCGCGCAACUACAAGCUGCGCGGGGACGCGCGCGACCCGCGCAUCCCGCGGGGCACCAUGCAGCGCAACCUGGCCCUGCGCUGGCUGCGUGAGACCUUCCCGCGCAACUCCAGCCAGCCCGGCGUCGUGUACUUCGCGGACGACGACAACACCUACAGCCUGGAGCUCUUUGAGGAGAUGCGCAGCACCAGGAGGGUGUCCGUGUGGCCCGUAGCCUUCGUCGGCGGCCUUCGGUACGAGGCCCCGAGGGUCAAUGGGGCCGGGAAGGUGGUCGGCUGGAAGACGGUGUUCGACCCCCACCGGCCGUUUGCCAUAGACAUGGCGGGCUUCGCGGUCAACCUGCGGCUCCUUCUGCAGCGAAGCCAGGCCUACUUCAAGCUUCGCGGCGUGAAGGGGGGCUACCAGGAAAGCAGCCUCCUGCGAGAACUUGUCACCCUCAGUGACCUGGAGCCCAAGGCAGCCAACUGCACCAAGAUCCUGGUCUGGCACACACGGACUGAGAAGCCGGUGCUGGUGAACGAGGGGAAAAAAGGCUUCACUGACCCCAUGGUGGAGAUCUGAGCCCCAGGACACAGGAGCCCCCUUCUCAGACCUGCUCCUGGCCACCUGUGCUCCCCACGCGGGUGGUCCCUCCAAGGCGGACUCCUGUGGAAUCGCCGUCACCCUCCUUUCUACUCUGGGGCCUUCAGAGAGACCAGCCUGAUGCCAGGACAAAGGACGGAGACCCUAAAGCACAGAAACCCCAGACCUGUUGUUCUGUUCCGUCUGCCCUGGCAGGGCCGGCCGGGGCAGACACCAUGGGCCCCAGCCCGGGAGUGAUGCCAGGCUGGGAGGGGGCGAAAGACCCCGGCAGUCCAGCAGAGGGCUCCCCGGCUCCCCCUCGAGGCCCCACGACCGCACAGGACACCUGGCCAGGGACUGCGGAAGACGGCAAGCAGCCCCCACGCCCGGCAUCAGGAACGAGCUGCUCCGAGACGCAGCCCCUCCGGCCGGCAUUCCUCUGGCUUCUGCUCCGGAGCGGAAGGCUGUCUGUGCUCCCAGCAGGUGGCCAGCCCUGUGUGCGGGGAGUCAGGCUGCCAGCGGGCUGCCCUCCCCGUACCUCAACCUCGUGGAGGGAGCAGAGCGCCUUCCCCGGCUCUCGUCCCAGCGCAAGGAAGGAGGUGGGCCCUCGACCCAGCACAGGGUGUAGACCACACGGCACCUCCCCAACGCCCACUGGGCUCCGGGCCCCUCGCCUGGGCUGGGACUGGGGAGGCAGGAGCCCCCAAUCCAGAGCCGUGAGAACCACAGGCCUCAGGGGCUCGAGGGAGCAGGUGGGCCAGGAAGAGAGAGGAGGGGCCCGGGCGGUCCCAGGGCUCCUCCCUGCCCCUGGCUGGGGGACUCUGGAUUAGCAGAGGGAUUUACAGAAGCGGGCAGAGAUGAUCUGGACCCUGAGGGCAGGAUACCUGAGCACACACUGCUUUGGAAAUCAUGUGAUUUACACACCAAGUGAGAAGUAAAACCUCCCUUCUCCCUAAACUGGGGGCCCGAAGAGCAAGCCGGCCUCAUGUCCAGCCGCCCCUCCGCCCCAGAGAAGGAACCGUGCGCGGCCCUCAGCCAGGAGGAGAGGUGCCCGUCUCCCUGGCUUCCCGACGGGGCCGGCCCUCUGCCAGUCUCCACUCACACUCCUGAGCGUUGGAAGCACAAUUUUCCUCCCCCGUGGAGGCAGAGGAAGGGCCCGAGCCCGCUGAACAGGUGUUUACUUUUAACCGCUAAUAGCCCCUACUCCGCUUAGACUCACUGGAUGGGCCUGCGGGCCUUGGAGAGCCCACUCCUGGGUGCGUGGAUGGGUGGGCGGUGGGCCGCAGCCCAGCGACCUAACAUUCACGGAGGAGUAUCGGCUGCCUGUUUUGAAGUGGAUUUAACUCCUCACCAUAGUCACGAAAGCUUCGAGGGAGGGCUCACGUCCCUGAGGGCCCUGAGCCACCUGCAGGACGUCCCACACCCAUGGU
Messenger RNA from Balaenoptera ricei (Rice's whale), 2465 nucleotides. RefSeq names its product beta-1,3-glucuronyltransferase 1 (gene B3GAT1). Gene Ontology annotation, cellular component: Golgi membrane. The record is from RefSeq and is a predicted model, not a curated record. Gene Ontology annotation, biological process: carbohydrate metabolic process; chondroitin sulfate proteoglycan biosynthetic process. The transcript is spliced from 5 exons. Bases 31 to 1035 code for a protein of 334 amino acids. Gene Ontology annotation, molecular function: galactosylgalactosylxylosylprotein 3-beta-glucuronosyltransferase activity. Lineage: Eukaryota; Metazoa; Chordata; Mammalia; Artiodactyla; Balaenopteridae.